AUGUACUAAGAAGACAAAUUAUGGUGGCAGAAAUUGUCGCCCGUCAGAGUGGAUCGCCUAUCAAUGGUGAGACCGCGUGUUUGAACAGCAACAUGCCGGCCACCCACACAAUGGCGCACGCCGGUCACGGUGCUCACGGUGGCCACGAUGCCCACGGACCGUUGCCACCACUGACGCAUCCGGCGCACCACGUUGAGCAAGGAGAACCACAUCCUGAAGGCGCAGCUCGAGGCAAUUAGGGAUAAGUUUGGUAUAUGCGGCGAGUCCGUAAUCAGCACGGAACACGUGCUCGCCGCUUUGCCCGCUGACCCGCCUAUCGUGAAAAGGGCGAAACUGCCAGCCUCGGCGGCUCUCCUCUACGCAAGAACACCGAGUCCUGUGCACACUUCGGUGAUCCACCAGCCAGUCAGUGGUGCACGAUCGCCCAGGUCGCCGGCGCAGCUGUACGUGCCCGAGACGACCUCGUAUCCCGAGACGGAAAGCUUCCAGUAUCCUUACCCUCAUCCGGCGAUGCACCUCGACACGACGAGCGCCCUGAACCUGUCUCGCGGUCGACGCGCUCAGUCACCCUUCGAACUGUCAUCCGGCAGCGGAGACGAGGGGCCGCAGUUGGUGGUCAGCUCGCAGAAUCCAGCGGCUAACAACAGUCUUCCUCACAAGCUGAGGCACAAGUCGCGCAUCGGCGACAAGGACGCGGCCAGCGCGCUACUCGCGCUUCAGGGUAUCAAGCAAGAGCCUGGGCCAAGGGCGUCACCACCUUGGGAUAACGAAGGCUCCAGCGACGAGCGUGACUCGGGCAUUUCCCUUGGUGCGGAAUGGACAGGGCCGAGCGUGUCCACGGUUCCCGAAAGCGAGAGAGAAGUGAAAUCCAGGUUGGAUCGUCUCGCCUCGGAAGUUGCCUCGCUGCAGUCGAUACUACGCAUCGGCAAGCCGACCGAGAGCAAUCUGGUUACCGGGCACUCGUUGUCAACGAACGCCGGUAUCAACGGCCCG
This is a messenger RNA of Heterotrigona itama, 993 nucleotides long. The record is from the annotation of a GenBank genome assembly. Lineage: Eukaryota; Metazoa; Arthropoda; Insecta; Hymenoptera; Apidae.